GCAAAUUCGGGUAUUUACACUUUUUGUUUUGCCUACUUGGAUUACUGAUUUCUGUGAACUGGAGUAGUUGGUCAAUACGAAUUUAAGCGCACUGGAUGCACUUUUUUACUUUGAACACCACAAAUAUAAGUAUUUGAGUGAAAAUGCACUACGUUGUUGUUUUUCUAGCGCUGUUUCUCUCAUGGAGUACGCCCAACGCGGUAGCGGAGAAUAUUUGCUUAAAAUAUUUGCGGGAGUUAGCUCAAAACCAGAGCGCAUUCGUGCAAUGUUCAACUUUACAUUCGGUGCCAGUGAAUCUUUGUAUAGGCUGUAAAGAGCAAUAUACCGAUAUGCAUGCGACCUACAUGAGACUACGUGAAGAGAAGAAUUGUACGGAAAAGUUCUUUGAUAAAGAUCGCAUCAAUAUUGUAUCUACAACGCAAUCAAUACUUGCUGGCUUGUGGACAAAAGCUUACUGUGAUGAUUGCUUUACCAGUAAUAAUUGGCAGGUAUUUGAUAAUAAAAGUGACGAGUUUGAAAAGUGCCUCUUCGAACAGAAAGGCAAAGAAUGUUUGAGGUGUUUGUCAGACUAUCUCGACCUCAAUGGGUUUUAUGAAUCUUUGGAUGAAAAAAAUAAUGGAAAUAUUUGCUUUGACAUGCAAGAUUCGAUGAACAGAACAAGAGCACACUGGUCCAAAGAUUUAGGUUGCUGUCAUCGCGAGUUCGAUAAGUUGCUAUUUCUUGUUAUCUGUGGAAUGGUAGGAUUUCUACCGCUGUUAUUUUACGGCACCACGUUCGCAUUAACAAAACGACAAGAGCGCAAUCACGAUAUUCUAAUAGAAGACCCUCACAAUAGUCGACCGACAAGAGUAAAUCCAAGCAGCUCCGUAGCCGAUUUGCCGAGCACAUCAUCUGCAGCUACAUGCCCAGCCGUGCCUCCCGCAAGUGAUCAGCUAAAGGAGGAAGAGUUUACAAAUUCCGAUGAUAGUGAUUUUGAAGAAACUGCAAAUCAAUUAGUCUCGAAAAAACGUAACAAAAACGAGUAGCUUUGCUUAUACUUACCAUUAUUCAUUGUAAUAUUAAAAAGCGUUUUUAGCAAAAAAAUGCAACUUUUGAAAACAAAAACACAAAGUGUACUUUUAUAAGAAAAAAUUAAAUUUAUUAAAAAAAUAAGAA
This is a messenger RNA of Anastrepha obliqua, 1155 nucleotides long. RefSeq names its product osteopetrosis-associated transmembrane protein 1. Gene Ontology annotation, cellular component: cytosol. The record is from RefSeq and is a predicted model, not a curated record. The transcript has 5 exons. Lineage: Eukaryota; Metazoa; Arthropoda; Insecta; Diptera; Tephritidae. The coding region runs from base 144 to 1025 and encodes 293 amino acids.